AUGUCGUAUCGACGUAGUCAAGAUUUUUCUAUUAGUUCAAUGAUUCAAUUUAAUUGUGGUGGUUCACUUUCAACAACUAAAAAAUGGACAAUAAAAAAUUGUACUUCAACUAGUUGUUCAUUUGAUAUUAUAUUAAAUGAAAAAGUUAUGACAACAUAUAGUGAACUUUAUAUUCCAUCAAGAACUCUUGCGUAUGGUGUUUAUCAGCUAACAUUAACUGUAACAAUGAUUGAUUCACCAAAUUUAAAAGCAUCAUCGUCAGCUUAUGUGAGAAUAACUGCAACAGGUAUAACAGCAAAUCUUGUUCAAUUAGGAACAUCUAUGAUAACACGAGGUGAUCAACAAGAUCUUUUACUUGAUCCUGGAACAUUUUCGGUUGAUCCUGACGAAGAUAUAUUUGAUGCAACUAAAUGGAAAUAUAAGUAUUAUUGUCGAAUUUAUGAUUUAUAUAAUUUUCCAAAUCUACAAGGAAUAUUAUUAUCGGUUGAUGAUUCAAGAAUUGAUCCUUAUAAUCCAUCAUGUUUGUCAAAUCGAUCAGGAUUGAUAUUCGGAAAUUUAACUUUAUCACCUAAUUCAUCUCUAACAGUUAUCGGUGGUUCACUUCAAUUAAAUCAAAUCUAUCAAUUUAUGGUCUACAUGGAGAAUCGUAAGAAUUCUUCUAUUCAAGCAACCGGUUAUGUACUUGUUACAAUUGAAGUUACUCAUCCACAACUGAUUGCUGUUGGUUGUGUAAUAUCAUCAAUGUGUGUUCCAAAUCUUGAAUUUCAACUUCUUAAUCCAACAACACAAGUUGCUCUAUUUACUAUUUGUAUUGGAACUUGUACGAAUCUUCAAAGUAUUAAAUGGAAUAUUUAUCAAGGAUCGGACAAUUCAACAUCUUCAAAUUCUACUCAAUGGACACUGUUUAAUAAUACGAUUCUAUAUGAAAAUAUUUGGUUUUUUGGCACAAAUACAAGUAAUUUCACAGCAACAGAUCUAUUAUUUCUUAAUAAUCUUCAAAUAAGUCUUUGGCGUUUUGAAGUUGUUUAUACAUUUCAAUCCGCAAUAAGUACAAGUGCAUUGAAUUUUAUUAUUAAUCAACCGCCUGCAAAUGGUUCGUGUUCAAUCAAUCCUCUUGAUGGUACCAUAACUACUUUAUUCAAUAUUACAUGUCCAAACUGGUAUGAUGUAGAUGGAAUACAAGAUUAUUCAUUAUAUGGUAUGCUUAGUUUUCAUUAUGGACUGAUUUUUGUACUUUCUGUCAUUUUAGCAUGGACAACAGACAUAUCACAACGAACAAUAAUUGCAUUUUCACCAGAAGAUAAUUUUCAAGUUCGAUUACCAGCUGGUGAUAAUGAAACUUCAUUACUCAAUCUUGUUGUUUAUGUUCGAGAUCUUGCGGGUUCUGUUACACAAGUGAAUAUAUCGUCUGUUAAUGUUAUUGCAGAUUUGGCCAUAAUUAAUGAUUUAAUUGAUAAAAUAACAAAUUCGUCGAGUACAAUAACAAAUAAUGCAAUUGUUCAAUUACUUUCAAGUGGAAAUCAAAAUGUUGUUGGACAAAUUUUUAUUGCAUUAUCACAAGAAUUCAAUCAAAUGAAUGGUGACAACUUAGAUAAAGCUAUAUCAAGUGGAAUAUCAGCUGUAGAUAUUUCAGUAUCACCAUUAGGAAGUUCAAGUUUACAACAAGUUUCAACAUCAUUGAAUGAAUCAGCUUUAAUUGACUAUAAUACGGAAUUAAAUUCUCUGGCAAAUGUUCGAGAUUAUCUAGUAACAUUUAUAACUCAACUUCUCAUAACAACAUCAAAUAGCAUUAUAUUACAAUCAUCAUCAUUAGUUCAAUUAACUCAAGCAACAAAUCAAUUAACACGAAAUACUUUAAUGCUUGUAUCAAAUCGAUGUUAUGAAUUAUCUGCUGCAUUAUAUGCAAUGUUUGAAAAGAUCUCAUAUGAAGAUGCUCAAUCAGCAUCAAAUCAACUUUUUCAAUGUGCUUCAAAUCUUUUAAAUGCUGUGAAUGGACCAUUACAAGGACGAACAAAUGUACUUGAUUUGGAUUAUUCUCGUGCAAAUGCCAUAUCUACUGAUUAUGAUACUGAUCUUGAAUCUGAAUGGUCAAAUUUAAAUUUAUUUUCUGAUGGAAAUGAUUUUUCUACUGCAACAAUUGAAAAAAAUCGAAAUCUUUAUUAUCAAAAACAAUUAGCAAAUCAAAUCAAUAGUCAAGUAACAGAAAUGAUAUCAUUAUUAACAUCUUCAUUAAAUAUUCAUUUAAAUAUUGGUCAAAGUUCACUAAUGAAUACAUCUCAAUCAUUUGUAUCAUUAGAAACUAUAUCAAUUGCAUCACUUAAAGAUAGAAUAGUGAAACAAGUUGAAAAUGCUCAAUUUAAUAUUCCAUCAGAUUUUAUUUUAAACACAACUUCUAAUUCUUCAAUUUCACUUCGAUCAAGAGUAGAUCCACUUGCGUCAUUUGGAAAUUUUCAAAAUACAAAUCUUUCAAGAUCAAUUUCACUUUCAAUUAUUGAUCAAAAUGGAAAUGAAGUUUCUUUCGCAGCUCAUCAAAAUAAUCCAAUACAAUUGAUUAUUCCUCGUGAUCCAAAUGUAUUAAUUCCAUCAAUGUAUUUACAAAAUGUUACAUCAAUUAAUUCAACUAUUAAUAAUUUAUUAUUCAAUUAUCAUUAUAUUAAUAUAACAAGUUCUCUUCCGAUUUCAGUUCAUUUCGAAAUUCAUUCUUUAAAUAAAAGUCUUGCUUAUUUAUUUAUUUAUAAAUUUGAUCAAACACCACAAUUAAAUAGUUCAAUUAAUCUUAUUGAUGGAUGGACAGUAUUUUGUCCUUCCAAUUUAACAAAUGAUGAUAACUAUCGAUAUUUUAUUGAUAAUCUCCAAACACCUGGUCAUCAGUCAUUAAUAUUUGGAAUAAGAGAAUUAAAUUCAACAGAAAUGAAUACUUAUUGUUUAAAUAAUUCUUCAAUAAAUACGUCUUUACCAAUUACCGAUGAACCAUUUAAUUUUACAUCAAAUUAUGAACUUCGUAUAUAUACAUCAGGUUGUUAUUAUCUUGAUGAAAAUAAUAAUUGGAAAUCAGAUGGAUUAAUUGUUGGAUCAUUGACAAAUCAUUAUGAAACAGAAUGUCUUUCAACUCAUUUAACAUCAUUUGCUGGUGGUUUUAUUGUUUUACCAGAACCAAUUAAUUGGAGUUAUGUUUUUGCAAAUGCUGAUUUUUCAAAAAAUAAAACAAUUUAUUUAACAGUUAUUUGUAUGUCUAUUGCUUAUAUUAUUUUGAUGAUUUUUGGACGUUUCAAAGAUAAAAAAGAUAUUGAAAAAUUAGGAGUAACACCAUUACCUGAUAAUGAUAAAUCUGAUCAAUAUUAUUAUCAAAUUAUUGUUUUUACUGGUCAACGAGCAAAUUCUGGAACACAAUCAAAAGUUCAUUUUAUUCUCUCGAGUGAUAAUGAUGAAACACGUGUUCGAACAUUUUCAGAUCCUCAUCGGAAAAUAUUUCAACGUGGUGGAAUUGAUUCAUUUAUUAUGAGUGUUCCAAAAUCAUUAGGAUUAUUAAACUAUAUUCGUAUUUGGCACGAUAAUUCAGGAGAAGGUUCAUCAGCAUCAUGGUUUUUAAAAUAUAUUAUUGUUCGAGAUUUACAAACAAUGGAAAAAUUUUAUUUUAUUGCUCAACGUUGGUUUUCAGUUGAACAAGGAGAUGGACUUAUUGAACGAAUUUUACCCAUUGCUGGUGAAAUGGAAAAACAAAAUUUCUCUUAUGUAUUAUCGAAAAAAGCUUAUUUUAGUAUAUCCGAUGGUCAUUUAUGGUUUUCAAUUUUCUCUCGACCACCAUCGAAUAAAUUUACACGUGUUCAACGUUGUACUUGUUGUUUUGUUUUAUUAUUUGCUUCAAUGUUACUUAAUAUAAUGUACUAUGAUUUAUCUGCCGAAGCAAAAUCGACAAAUAAUACAGAAAGUAAUAGUCUAUCAAUUGGUCCUCUUUAUAUAGCACCAGAACAAAUUGGAAUUGGUAUAAUGGUUGAAUUACUCUCGUUAGUUCCAAGUAUUUUCAUAGUACAAUUCUUUCGACGUAUUCGACCUCGUCGACAAAUUUCACCAUUACGUCAAGCAAUGGAGAAAAUAAGAUCAUUACCACACACUAAUUCAAAAGAUACGACUAUAAUUAAAAAUAAAAAACAGCAAUUCACAUUUCCUUGGUGGUGUUUAUUUAUUGCUUAUACAUUUUCUUUUGUGAUAAUUGCUGUUUCAAUAUUUUUUAUCAUUGUCAAAGGAAUUAUAUUUGGUGAUUUAAAAACUCAACAAUGGUUAACAUCUGUUCUUACUGGCUUUUUCUCAUCAAUUAUUCUUACUCAACCAAUUAAAAUUUUAGGUUUGGCAGUAUUUUUUACUCUGUUUUGUCGAAAUUCGAAUGAUGAUAAAGAAGCAAAAGAAUAUAUAGAUGAGACUAAUUUUGAAUUAGAUGGUGAUGAAGAUUAUCUUCAUUCGAAUAAUUUUUCAUUGAUUUCAAAUUCUUCAAAACGUAUUACUCGUCUAAAUGAAAAUGAAGUAGCUUUUCUUCGUGAACAACGUUUAAAAGAACUUCAAAUGUGGUCAAUUAUUCGAGAAUUUAUAAUUUAUGCCAUAUUUUUAGCAUUACUUUUUGUAAUAGCUUUUUUGAAUGGUACACAAAAUAGUUUUUAUCAAACUGAUCAUUUACAAAAAUAUUUUCUAAAUACAAGACAAACAGAUUGUGAUUAUACACAAAUUUUAACAAUUGAUGAUUAUUGGAAUUGGUUAAAUAAUAGUUUUGUUUCAAAUCUUCGAGCUCAAGAAUGGUAUAAUGAUGAUCAACCGAUAAAUUUAAAUGGAUACAUAAAUGAUAAAACAAAUCGAAUGAUCGGUUGGGCAACAAUGAGACAAUUACGUAGUAAAUCACAAUUAUGUUCUGAUCAACGUAUAAUAUCAACAUGUAUAAAUGAUUAUAGUUUAUUUAAUGAAGAAAAAGAUUCAUUUCAACCAGGAUGGAUACUGAAUCAAACAUCAAUAGAAGAAGAAGAAGAUUAUAGUUCAUCAAUUUUAAAAGCAUUUCAAUAUCAAUCAAGUAAAGAAUUGGAUACAUAUGCUUAUGUAGGUGAUCAUGGAACAUAUAGUGGAGAUGGUUAUGUAUAUGAAUUUCGUGGUCGUUUAUCUGAUAUCAAAAGUAAUUUAUCUAAACUUCAUCAAUUACAAUGGAUCGAUGCUAACACAAGAGCUGUUAUCAUUCAAUUAACUUUAUAUAAUCCAAAUGUUGCAUUAUUUACUUCAGUUACUUUUCUUCUCGAAUUUUUAUCUGCAAGUGGAAUUUCUCCGUCAGCUCGUUUUGAACCUCUUAAUUUCUAUGUAUUUACAUCAUUAACACAAUUGAUUUGUACAAUUAUUUAUAUAUGCUUUAUUAUUUAUUUUCUUAUUAUUGAAAUUAAAUUAUUAAGUAAAUUACAAUUAAAAUAUUUUUAUGAAUUUUGGUCGCUAAUUCAAGUUGGUAUAAUAAGUUGUUCAAUUACAAGUAUUAUUAUUUAUAUUUGGCGUUUUAAAGAAUAUAAUCGUUUAAGUUCACUUUUUCUCGAAACAAAUGGAUACGUUUAUGUUAAUUUACAAAUGAUAGCUUAUGUUGAUGAUGUAUUAACAUCUCUUCUUGGUUUUUGUUGUUUUUUUGGAACAAUUAAAUUUAUUAAAUUUAUUCGGUUUAAUAAAUCAUUAAGAAUAUUUGUUCAAACUCUUAAAUAUGUUACAAAAGAACUUAUUUCAUUUUCAUUUAUGUUUUCAAUUGUAUUUAUGGCUUUUGUUUCAUUAUUUUAUUUAUUAUUUACAUCAAGUAUUGAAUCAUGUUCAAGUUUAUUAUCAACAGCUCAAAUGUUAUUUGAAAUAACAUUAAUGAAAUUUGAUGCACGUGAUUUUACUGGAGCUGAUCCAUUUCUUGGUCCAUUUUGUUUUUCACUUUUUGUUAUUAUCGUUGUCUUUAUAUGCUUAAGUAUGUUUAUUUCAAUACUUAAUGAUGGUUUUCAUCAUGUUGAAGAAAAUCCAAUUGAAGAUCCACACAUUUUCUCAUAUAUGUUAAAGAAAUUUUUAAAUUGGACACAUUUGCGAAGACCAAAUGUUGAAGAAAUUUAUGAAUUACAAGACUCUCAAAUGCGUUCUCAAUAUGUUGAUCCAAUUGAAAAUUUUCCUAAUAAAAUCGAUCAAUUAUUAGAAGCAAUCGAUCGACGUUUUCAAGAAACUAAUCUUAUAAGUCAAUUAUUUGAACAAACAAAUGGUUAUAUUUAUAUCAAUUUACAACUUGCUGUUUAUGUUAAUGAUAUUUUAACAUUUCUUCUUGGUUAUUGUUGUUUUUUUAGUAUGAUUAAAUGUCUUCAUUUACUUCGUUUUAAUCAACGAGUAUCUUUAUUUGCUGAAACAUUAAAAUACUGUGCAAAGUCAUUGAUUUUAUUUCCACUAAUGUUUGCAAUCGUAUUUAUAGCAUUUCUUUGUUUCUUUUAUUUAUUAUUUGUAUCAAAGCUUUCGUCAUGUUCAAGUUUAUUAUCGACUGCUCAAAUGCUUUUUGAAAUGACGUUAAUCAAAUGUGAUGCAUCAAAAAUAAGCGGAGCUGAUGCAUUUCUUGGUCCAUUCUGUUUUACGUUAUUUAUAUUUCUAGUUGUUUUUGUUUGCUUAAAUAUGUUUCUCUCAAUAAUUAAUGAUAGUUUUCGUCAUGCGAAAAAGAAUCAAAAAGACGAUCAAAUUAUAUUUUUAUUUAUGCUAAAGAAAUUUUUACGAUGGACAGGUCUGAAAAGAUUAAAUCAAGAAGAAAUUCAAGAAGAACGAGAUUGUCGAAUGCGUUCACAAUAUUUUGAUCCAAUUGAAAAUUUUCCUGAUCGAAUUGAUCAAUUACUAGAAGCACUCAAUAAAAUUUAUGUUGAUCAAAAAAGAGAAUUAGCAAGGCUGGACAAAGCUGGACUCUAA
Molecule: messenger RNA, 6924 nt
Organism: Adineta steineri
Lineage: Eukaryota; Metazoa; Rotifera; Eurotatoria; Adinetida; Adinetidae
Source: the annotation of a GenBank genome assembly